CAUCAUCCCAAUACCAUAAACAACAUAUAUAAUGGCAACAGUCGUGAAAUAAAACAACGAAUGGGACGCAAAUGUGACCAGAAUAACCAAAAUGGGUACCUUAGCGGACUGACGCCCUUCCUGAGCUGCAUAAUAUUCGGUAUCGUGGGAAGCAGCUUAAUGCUGAUACACGCAUUCGGAUAUGUAGGAUGCGUAGCUCUCGGUGAAGCCUUUGGUCCAAAGGCGCAAUUGGCGACGUUCUGCUACCAUACAAGACAGAUAAUUACCCUGUUUGCUGUUCUAGGCACAGUGCUGGCACUGAUAUCGGGAUUAUGCGGACGCAUGUCAUGCCUAUGGCAACAAUGGCUCAUAUCGAUAUUCUACUUCGUAGUAGCUGGCUAUAUCAUCGCAAACCAACUGGUAUUACACAGCAAGCUGGUGGUGCUAAUGCGAUUUGCAGCAGUUAUAGCAGGGCUGUCUGGUAUGGCACAAACGUCAGCCAUAUACUGUAUGACCGACUGCGCAAUGCCAGGAGAGUCGUUCUAUAGCAUCAGCAGAAUCACAUCAUUCUUCGUAGGAUGCACGUUCGCAGGACCCAUGGUAACACUAUGGAUACUAGCCAAACGGUACUUUGAAUCAGAUGUCGUCAUAGGGUCCUAUGGACGCAUAGCACAAACGUGCGAUACACUGACACUAAUGGCCUGCCUAGCAGGGGUAUGGAGCGCUAUAGCAGCAUCAGUGACGAGCUAUCUGUACUUCUCAAUAGACACCGUAUUCGCCAUAGAGUCAGCGCCGUGGUUCCCACUCUUCGUGAAAUCGCCCUGCCAACUCACAAGGGAAACUUUGAAAAAACACUUAAAGACGUUAUAUAUGCCCUUGUUGUGGACUGUUAACCCCUUGUUCGUUGCACUGGCCAUCGGUGUCACACUGAACUCGACCACGUCGUUAAAGCUCAUAUUCUGGCAGUAUGUUAUCUAUGUGAUAUUCGCGGGCAUAUCGGUGACUUUGGGUUACCUAGUUUACGGAGCUCCAGAUUGUGAAAAUGAGCAAGGAUUCAAACAAAAGGUGCUCAAAACAAAUGAAUUGACUUGGCUACUUCCAGAUGAAGAAGACCCGUAUAGUAAAAAGUGCAGAAACCUAAUGUUCCCAGGCGCCCAGUUGAGGUCCAAGGCACAUAAACCAAUGAAUAGAUGCUCGUUCCCAAGAGUAGGUCGCAACACACAAUGGAGACAACUUAAGGGUGAUCUGUGGUCUGAAUGGCAAAAACACGAUGCAACGUAUCUACUCUGCCAAGAGCCCGUACACAGCAUCUACGAUACACUAGACACGCUGUUCUGCCUAGAAAUCACGGACUUCUACGAUAACGUGGGACCCAUCAUGCACCAAUACAGGGCGUUGGUCAACUGUACAGGGCUUUUGCACGAGUACCCCUUCACUAUAGAUCCGACAUGGACACCGUUGCAACAACUACAUCAAAUGCUAAUUCACCAGAGAAUGGUACUCAUGGCACAGUUUGAACGGACAGGAAAGAUGUAUACUGAGGAAUUGAGAUCAAGGCUGUCUACCACCUCUUGUGGGUUCCUGGAACAACUGACCACCUUGACAUUCUGCUGCCUGUCUGGUGUCGAGGGGAUUAGGAACACGGACUACCUAAAUGUGACCUCGAAAAAAGAACCAAGCAAAGAUUGCCCCGACUUGUCUAAAUUUGCCAAAAAGAUACCGCAUUGUAUCUGCUGUGGUAUAGAUGGGAAGAAUACGAUCCAUCAAUACCUUGCUAGCUCCAUUGAGUCGUCAGCACAACUGUGUGAAAAGAUGAUAGAAGAUAUGCAUGCCGAUGUAUAUCUACAGGAUACACCGGGAAACCCCGAUUACGGUAAAAUAGAUGAUGAAAAGCGGAUUGUUUGCGUACUAAGGGACUAUUGCGAGUCUAACCUGCUGAUAAUCAUAUCGUUGCUAUUUGUGGAAGAGUAUUUGCUAUUGUACGAAUGGCUAUGCAAACUCUCCUGGUAUGUGCGCGAUAUGGAAAGGAGGCUAAGUCAAAGAACUAAGUGUACCGAACAUUGCGAGGAUAAGUGCUCUGAUUCUAAUAAAGACUGUAUCUGGGACCAACUUAGACGCACAAUACCUGAUAUAUGCAGAAUGCUUCUCAAGAUGCAUGAUUCAAAAAUCCAAUUGCUACUCCAAGUCAAAAGUGAAUCCAUAUGUUGUUAUGGACCAGCUAGACCAGAUCUCCUGAAAGAUGAGUUGGAGCCAUGUGUUCUUUUAGCUGUUACCAGGUUGAUGGUCAUCAUUGUGCUGGCAUUGGUAUACCUGCUUGAUCUUGAGGAGUGCAUAGAGGGUAAGAAAGUACUGCAAAAACAAAAUGUCCAUUAUGAUGGAAUGAUAUACCCAGUUAAGCCACCACAAUGUAAAGAUGAGGCAUACGACUUGAAACUUUCUGCGAUGAACUAUAUAUUGCAUGUAUUGUCACAACUGGAUACCUUUGAUGCAGAAUCAAUUACAAACAUCUUGGAUAACGUUGUUGUCUGGUAUGCCGGGUUCUGCAACAAUAUUUGGCAACUUUGUCCUGAAAUCGCUUUCGAAGAACGAUACAAUUAUGCAACAGAUAUAUACCAAGAUGAAGAGAUACGUGUGCCAGUCCCUACAGCCGAUGUUGUAGCACUAAUGCAUGGCAAUAGGGGCAUUCAAUCACUAUAUGAUAACAUGGGAAAGUUUUCUGACACGAUGACUAACUUGGAAAAAAGAGAGCGUAGUUGCGGUGAGAUAUGGGAUUCCACAAACUGUUAUAAAGAUUCAGACAAGAGUGAUUGUGAAUGUGAUGAAGAGGGGACCGAUGAAAAGGACCGUUGUCUAUGUUCAAAUGAUUUCGGUGUAGUUUCAGAAGAUAUAAAGAGCUGUAAUGAGAACAUAUGUGACAAUGUUAAAGCAUUAGUUACUAGUAUAACUACUGCUUUGAGCUGUACAACAGAAGCAAUGGAUUGUCAAGAUGCAUUGUGCAAAUCUAUAUCUAAUGUUGAUCUGAACUCGCUCGAGAUACUAUGUCCAGAUGAUAAAGGUGAUCAAGAUGAUUCGAAAACUGAUAAAUGUUCUGAAGAGGAUACAAAACCUGAAAAAUGUGAUGAAAAUGAAUCGGAAGUUUCACGUUUUGGAUAUUUGGUCCUGACUUGUCUCAAAUUGAUAGAUUAUUGGAAUUUUGAAUGUUGCUGUACGGAACAUGAAAAAUGGAAUUGUGGGUGUACUGCGUAUGCAAAAUGUUUACUGCAGUGUGAGCCUAAGUCAUUCAUUGUUAAACUCCUUAGAUAUUGUUUCGGUUGUUCAAAUUGUUGUGAAGUUAAAAACAAUGUGCUAUGCACAAAGAUACCAUGCUUUUCUCUUUUGUUUUUGUACAACCUACACGAUCAGCUAGGUACUAAGAAAAAACUACCGAACUGUAGACGCUGUCCAGAUAAGAAGAUUAACACUGAAAUCCUUCCACCAUGUACAUCGGAAUGCACGCCUUGUAUGCAUUUGCAAUAUUUAGGGGGGGGGUUAGUUGGGAUGUGUUGUUGUGCUAGUCGAUGGCGGAGACUACUUAGAUGCUAUGUAUACUGUGAAGAAAAUUGCCAAGCGUGUACAAAGAGUAAAAAGGGCAAGGUUCCUAAUGAAUGUAAGUCUGAACAUUGUCAGAAUAACCAACAAUCGGAGGGUUUGCCUACUCACGGAUGUGACUUGAUGCGACUUUGCUCUUCCUUGUUCCAUUGCGAAGGGUGUUCUAAGCCAUCACAAGAAGCUGCCACAGAAGAAACUCAACCCGCAAAACUACAUUGCGUAUGUAUAGACACAGCACCUUGGUCAUAUGGUAGCAAGGCUGCUAUCAUUGGUGACAAGCCUUGUGAACACCGCUUAGGCUGUGCCUUAAGCAUCCUUAAUCAAGACCUUUCAGCUUUCAAGCACAAUGCUUGUGUAUUUAACACCCAAAUAAAUUGUCUGGUUAAACAAGCUAAGGAUAUCAGUAACAAUAUUGAUAAUGUGAACGAAGCACUUGGAUGUUUGUCGUCUCUUUUGUGUUAUGCCCAUUGUGGAGUAGAAAAAAGACGAGCGCAGCUAAAGGAACUAUCAAGAGUCCCUGAUGCGAUAGGGGAACGAUUUCCAUGUUACGCUGAAACUAUUAAAGAUAUAUGCUAUAAGGACGUUAGUGUUGUAACUAUGAUUAGGAGGUUGCUAUUUGCCUGCUAUGCAAGAAUUCAACACCAAAUUCUGUUCAUCUAUGAUAUCGAUAGGACACUGAUGUCAAUAUUCGCACAAUGCUACCGAUUGUUUACGAUCAAUAAAAAUAUUAGCAUUAUAAACGAAAUCAUGUCGAAGAAUUGGGUCCUGCUGCUCAACUUCAAAGGAAGCCAAACUGAAGGAUAUACAGAAAAUGACUUAAGUUCAGGAGAAGGAUCGUGUUACGCUGGUGUAAAAGAAAUGGUGAACACAAGUGAUUGUAGCAACACGGCUAUAGAUGCACAUAUUGACGUUGGUGUAGAGUCGAAGACAUCCUUUGUCUGCUUCAAGUAUAUAUGGGUGUUCAUAUGCUUUACAGCAUUGAUAAAGUUCUUCAACUGGUUCGGUGUGGAGAAUACAGUCAGUGAGUCCAAAACCAUGCUGACCUCAAUCACAGUGCUCAGUGCGGCACAGCUGGCCUCCGCAGUCAAGGCUAACGCCUAUAACGCCACAGCACCUAAAGGUACAGGAUGCAGUACCGGAACUAAGGUUAACCUCGUAAUGCUUAUGGGAAUGCUUACUAUCCUACUACUGUCAUGGAUAUCGAAUAUAAUAAAUGGAUAUUGGCAGAUAUCAACCUCCAUGACGUACAUAACACAAAAAAUGCGCCUUAUAGGCUUCUUUGAUACUGUAAAACCACCGACAACGCAUCUCAUCAUGCGAUCACUGUCAGAUACGACGAAAACAGAUGCCAAAGGACUAUUGAAAUUUUGGGGAAUCAAGAAGAUGCCUGAAGUUCUAAAUAGUUCUACCAUGGCACAAGUAUUCGGGACGAUACUUUUCGUCUCUGGUAUUAACCCCUUUAGGUUUACCGAACAACCAAGCAGAUCACGAACUCUGCACGAGUUCAUGGCAAAGCAAAUGGGAAGAUCGGUAAAAAGUGUAGAGGCAGUACUGGAUCUGGUGUCAUUUCUACAAAUGUGCCCAGAUGCGGUGCAAAUGCUCAAUAAAAGCUCCUCAAAAAACAAAGGCACGGAAGUUGACCUAGAAAUGCUAUUGGGUGCCUGGGAAUCAGAAACACACCUUAUUGAUGAAACCAUGCGGUCAGUAGCUAUACACCAAGACGUACUAAAAGAGCUCAAACGAGAUAUGGUACGAAUGGUCAACAAAAUGCCAAAUCACCACUUUGCAUCCCAAGUAUAUGAACUAUGGAAUGUUUAUUAUAAUGGACAAUUAAGUACAAUGGGAUUUAAAGUUAUCGCAAAUAAAUCGCGAUUACAGAUAUUAACAAGAAAGCAAUUUGACCUAGAGAAAUAUUAUAUCGCACAGCAAUAUGUAGCAGACUGGGAUAUGUUCUGCACAUGGCUGACAAAAUGCUCCAUAUACGCGAAUGGUUUGAUGAAAUACGAUAAACAAGGGAGUACGUCAACUGAAGAUAAAGAAAGGGCUUCAUUGGUCAAUGAAGGCAUUAGCGCUCCACAAUAUAACUUGAGUCAGGAACAAGAUUCUGAUCACGAAGGUUCUGUACUCAGGAAAUUCGUGGAAUCCACAGAUUUUGCAAGUUUCAACGUUUGUGAUGCCUACUCUCCAGAAGGCGAUUUUGAAGAUAUAGAUGCGGGAGAGGAACACAAAGACGUUGAUAAAGAGAAACAAAGUAAAAUUAAAGUGAGUCCAAGAUUCCUUUUCUCGUAUGACUUUUGGAAUUGGUUCAAACACUUUGAUGCAUUUAACCCUACGGGAGAUUUCAAAUAUAUAGACGAUGUAGUAGAACACAGAAGUGUUAAGAUAGACCCUGUUGAGUCAAAAGGCCAGGAGUCGUUGCUAGGCUCGGUAAGCUCGAAACACAAAGUAAGCGGACCACACCCACUCGACUGGUUUAUGGCAAACGAGGCCAACACACAAUGUUUGAAACUAUUCAGGAAUUCUGGAACCUACAUCAUGGAACAUGAAGAUGGUUACAGUGAAACGCGCGCAUUGGAAUAUGGACGCGUAUUCGAGAAAAUAGACAAAGAACACGUACUAUUGACAAGGGCUGAUGCAUGGAAAAACAACAAGCUCGAGUUCUGCACAUAUAUGGACAGUGAAGAAGCUACAUGCAAAGAAGCCGUUAUGUCAGCAUACAAUAAAGCGGUAGAAUUCGCAAAUCGGCAGCAUAAUACCGAAUAUAAUCUACUGGUGCUAUUCUUCAAAUUCGUGUUCCCGUCAUACGCUGGGUUUGACGCGGUUAACACGAAGCUAAAGAACAAAGAAGAUACAAAGGAUCCUCUCGAUACCAUCAGCUUGUACAAAGCGCUUCACAUUGUACCCAAUGCAAACUCAGAUGUCAAUGAAACUGCUGAUGAUACUAGCAUCAUGCGCACGGAUCUGGUCAACCCAAGUGAAGAGAUAUGUGAGGGCACGCCACAAAAAAAUCUCAGACUUAUAGGCCACUGGUGUGUAUUCAACCCAGCGCCAAUAACACAAAGCUGUGUCCAGCAUGUUUUAAUGUAACGUGGCACUAUCACACGAACCACCGUUUGUAAUACACGUGACGAGAACACGCUCGUAAUA
Molecule: messenger RNA, 6714 nt
Organism: Babesia bovis T2Bo
Lineage: Eukaryota; Apicomplexa; Aconoidasida; Piroplasmida; Babesiidae
Product: putative integral membrane protein
Exons: 2
Coding region: 61-6654 (2197 amino acids)
Source: RefSeq, a predicted model, not a curated record